Lodderomyces elongisporus is the source of this 1569-nucleotide messenger RNA. RefSeq names its product cysteine protease (gene ATG4). NCBI's taxonomy places the organism in Eukaryota, Fungi, Ascomycota, Pichiomycetes, Serinales, Debaryomycetaceae. The transcript has a single exon. The coding region runs from base 1 to 1569 and encodes 522 amino acids. Gene Ontology annotation, molecular function: protein-phosphatidylethanolamide deconjugating activity. The record is from RefSeq and is a predicted model, not a curated record.
AUGUCGGAUGAUUCCGAAGUUUUUGUGCAAGCACCAACUGUAGCAAAUGCUGAGUUGAAUAUUGAGGCAAAACCUGAGGCAAAUGCGCAAGUAAACGCCGAGGCAGAUUCUGAUGCAAAUCUUGGAAAUAACUUGGGAGAGCAGCAAACUACAGACGAGUCCGCAUUUGGAAGAAACAUUGGCAAGUUUACAGCAUUUGUGAAGGAAAUUACUGGCAGCGGUGCAGAAGUAGAAGAGCAAGAGAAAAGAAAUAAUCAUACUAUUUCUGUUGAUCCAUCAUCAAAUCACGAAAACACAAGCUUUGAACCCACUACAUACAAAAUUCUAGGUCGAGCAUAUACUAGCACCACCGAUGCUAGUGCACGUGUACAGGAGUUGUUAUGGCUCUCAUAUAGAUGCGGCUUUGAACCUAUACCAAAAUCAGAUGAUGGGCCCCAACCUAUUACAUUUUUCCCGUCAAUAGUGUUCAAUCGACUGACAUUAGUUAAUUUGAGCAACCUUCGCAGCCUCUUGGAUAAGGACCAUUUUACAAGUGACGCGGGAUGGGGUUGUAUGAUUCGUACAUCUCAAAAUUUAUUAGCGAAUGCACUUCUGCGACUUUUUCAUACCACUGGCGGUCAACCACAAAACUUUGCUGAUACCAAAACUGAGGCCGACGUGAUUGAAUUGUUUCAAGAUACGUUGAGUGCGCCAUUUUCUCUUCACAAUUUUAUUAAAGCUGCAAACAGUCUGUCCCUAAAUAUCAAGCCAGGACAGUGGUUUGGUCCGAGUGCAGCAUCACUAUCUAUAAAGAAACUUGUCAAUGAUUAUAACUUUAUACAGCAAGAAAGACAGAGUGAACGAGACAGUGGACGAGACAGUGGACAUAAAGUUCCGACACCAAAUUUAAAAUUGCACUCAAAAUCAGCAGAUUCAGAUUCAGAUUCAGAUUCAGAUUCCGAUGCAAUUUCAAAACGGAACUCAAUACCAUACGUCUACGUUAGUGAAAAUUGUGAUUUAUACGAUGAUGAAAUAAAUGCAAUUUUUGAACUUGAACAAAGACCGAUUUUGUUUUUGUUCCCAAUACGUCUUGGGAUUGAGCAAGUGAACAAAUAUUACUAUUCAAGCAUCUUGCAAAUCCUAGCUUCUAAGUUUUCUGUUGGCAUAGCGGGAGGAAAACCAUCAUCAAGCUUUUACUUUAUUGGAUAUGAAGGUGAAGACGACUUAAUAUACUUUGAUCCGCAUUUGCCACAAAUAGUGCAGACUCCAGUGAAUCUCGAGAGCUAUCAUACCUCGGAGUACAGCAAAUUGAAGAUUGACCAACUCGAUCCCUCAAUGAUGAUUGGAAUUUUAAUUGAGACCAUUGAUGAGUAUCAAGAGUUCAAAAUGUCAUGUUUUGAGUCCGAUAACAAGAUAUUACAUUUCCAUCCGUUGGUAACAACCGCUCCUCGAGAGUCGUCGAUUAAUCAAUCAUGGGAAGAAGUGCAGGGCGAAGAAGAAUUUGUUAAUUUGAAUAUAGUAAAGAAUGAAGAGGACUUUGUAGAUCUUGGUUCAGCUUCAACGCAGGGCCAAAAUCAUGAACCGAGUUAG